Molecule: messenger RNA, 4058 nt
Organism: Cuculus canorus (common cuckoo)
Lineage: Eukaryota; Metazoa; Chordata; Aves; Cuculiformes; Cuculidae
Gene: GUK1
Product: guanylate kinase 1
Exons: 8
Coding region: 1883-2479 (198 amino acids)
Biological process (GO): purine nucleotide metabolic process
Cellular component (GO): cytosol
Molecular function (GO): GMP kinase activity
Source: RefSeq, a predicted model, not a curated record
CCCAUGGCAGGGGGGUUGGAACUGGAUGAUCUUCAAGGUGCCUUCCAACUCAAACCAUUCGAUGAUUUUAUUCUGUGAUUCUAUGAUACGUUGAGUGUCUGAGGGACGUGGGGCUGUUUGGUCUGGAGAAAAAGAGGCUGAGGGGAGACCUCAUUGCUCCCUAUACCUGCCUGAAAAGAGGUUGUAGCAAAGCGGAUGCUGGUCUCUUUUCCCAGGUAAUAAGUGAUAGGAGGAGAGGAAACGGUUUCAAGUUGUGCCAGGGAGGUUUAGAUCGGAGAUUAGGAAAUAUUCCUUCAUGGAAAGGGUGGUGAAGCAUUGGGAGGGGCUGCCCAGGGAAGUGCUGGAGUCACCAUCCCUGGGAUUAAAAAAAUGUGUAGAUGUGGCACUUUGGGACAAGGUUUAGACAGGUCUUUUCCAGCCUUAAUGUCUCCAUGCUCUAUGUUACUGCUGCAGAGGCAUAGAAAACCUACUUAGGGAUGUGGUUUGGCAGAGGAGUUGGUAAUGCUGGAUUAAGGAUCGGACUCAAUGAUCUUAAAGGUCUUCUCCAACCUAAAUGAUUCCAUGGAAACGCGAUGCGCGAAUUCCUUGCUGGACUGGGAACCACAUGGGAGAUGUAAGAAGCCCCAUAUCCACCGGAUCUGGUUUCUCAGGCUUUUUAUCCUCCUUUUCUUGUGGUUUUUGAGGGUUUCACGUUGCUGCUGGGAGUGGAGAUGUGGUUGCAGGGCUGGGAGAGCAGAGAAAGCCUGGUAUGGGUGAUCAUAUCAGUGUGCCGGCUGGUUGGUCAUUGUUGGAAGCGGUUCCUUGGGAUCAGGGCAUGGGUUUAACCAAAUCUGAGCUCCCACAUCUGCACUGCUAAUGUCUUGAGGUGGACAUCAUCUCCAAGUCCUUUUUUCUUCCUAAGUCAAAUCUCAUUUUCUUCUGCCCAGAAGGGGAAGGGAUAAAUUUGGAGGAAGGCAAAAGGAAGCACCCGCAAGUCUCCUGGUUUAUUUUUUAGCCCAUUUCCCAAAGUAUUGAGAGCUGGGAUCACAAUCCAUGUGCCUUUUCUCACUGUAGUUCUGAGCAUUUUGGGGGAGAAAAAAAAGAAAGUGAGGUAAGGGAGAACAUCUCCAUCAUCCCUGAAUGCCCCGUCAGUGCUUUUCCAGGCAGGAAACCAGCACCAGCAGAUGGACAGGGUGGCACAGACGCAGCAGGCACUCACCAUGGAUGUGCUGGGCUGGGAUGUUUGCAGGCUUGCGUUUGGAUGUGCAUGGGAAAAGGAGUUAUUUCCCUCUCACUUUCAUGGUGGAUGAGCCAGAGAAAUGCAGCGGAGCUGGGAAAGGGUCUGGAGCACAAGGAGAAGCUGAGGGAAGUGGGGCUCUUUAGUCUGGAGAAAAGGAGGCUGAGGGGAGACCUUAUCACUCUCUACAGCUCACUGAAAGGAGGUUGUAGGGAGGUGGGUGUUGGUCUCUUCUCUCAAGUAACAAGUGAUAGGAUGAGUGGAAAUGGCCUCAAGUUGCAUCAGGGGAGGUUUAGAUUGGAUAUUUGGAAAAAUUUCUUCCCCAAAAAGGUUGUCAAACACUUGAACUGGCUGCCAGGGAAGUGGUGGAGCCACUAGCCCUGGAGGGAUUUAAAAGAUGUGGAGUUGUGGUGUUAAGGGACACAGUUUUGUGCUGGUGUUGGCAGUGUUGGGUUUACCGUUGGACUCAACUAUCUUAAACGUCUUUUCCAACCUGAAUGAUUCUGUGAUUCCAUGAGGCAAAGCAGAGGCAGGAGGCAACAGUUGUGCAGACCAUCCAAAAGAAGAGGACCAUUGUCUGCUGAAAAUGAAAUCCCAUCUAACCCCAAGAUUGAUUAAUUUUCUGGAAGAGUUGCCUCAACCACACAAGCGCUGGAUGUGUAACCCAUGCAGGGACCAAGACCAGUGGUUCUGAGUGGCCCAUCGGGUGCAGGGAAGAGCACUUUGUUAAAGAAAUUGCUUAAAGAUUACGAGAACAUCUUUGGCUUCAGCGUCUCCCAUACCACGAGGCAGCCAAGACCCGGAGAGGUGAAUGGCAAAGAUUACCACUUUGUGACCAGAGAGGAAAUGCAGAAAGAAAUUGAUGCUGGGGAAUUCAUCGAGCACGCAGAGUUCUCUGGAAAUAUGUAUGGGACGAGUAAAGGUGCCGUGCAGGCUGUUCAGGCCCAGAACCAGAUCUGUGUCCUUGACAUCGACAUCCAGGGUGUGAAGAACAUCAAGAAGACAGACCUGAACCCCAUCUACAUCUCUGUGCAGCCUCCGUCCAUAGACAUCUUGGAAAAGAGACUACGUGACCGGAAGACUGAGACGGAAGAAAGUUUAAUGAAACGUUUGACUGCAGCCCGCGUAGAUUUGGAACUUAGUAAAGAACCUGGCCUGUUCGACUUGGUGAUUAUUAACGAUGAUUUAGAAAAAGCCUAUUCCGAAUUGAAGGAGAUACUCUUGGAGGAAAUCAAGAAGACCCAAGAAUCCAGGAAGUCCUGAGCUGGGCCUGCUUGGACCUUUUAACUUUGCACAUCAUUCCUGAAGCAUGUCACACCAUUUUAUUCCGAGACAUUCCCUUUAGGCUGAUCCUCUUCCCAAGUUGCCCUAGGAUGUUUCUAUUAAAAGGAAAGAAAACAAAAUCCAGUCAUGCUUGUGUUUCUAUUCGUCACACGCUUGGUGUGAGCUUUCCCAGGUUUGUACCUCAGAUGGAUACUUUGGAAGCAAUUGUGUGGCAUCUUUUGUGGGAGGGCAGAGCCAUUCUGUGAGACUGUGGAGGAGCUGUCUGGGCAUUUGUGGCCCUGGCAUGUGGCUUAGGAUCCCACUGCAGUGUUUGAGAAGGUAGAUGUGCCCAACCUAACGCCACUCGCAGGAGGGGAGUUACUCAGAUUGAUGUAACCCCCGCUUGCGCCUGCAGACCAUCUUUACUGACAGCUGAUAUCACAAAUGUUGGCAUCCUCUUGGUCCCUCUGGUUCCUGCUUACUUUUGCAGGUCUUGCUACAGCAUUUCCAGGCGUUUCCCACCCUCUGUGCCUCCCGCAGCCUCUGCAGUUGUGUCGGUGCGGCAGAGCAGCACGGCUCAGCUGCUCCAACCACAGCCUUGUGAAUAGAUGGGUUGGUUUAAUAAGCUGAGAGGAGAAGGGAAUGGUUGUGGGAUAUGAUCUAUCCACUGCCCUUAUUUCUGGGGGAAAAGUAUGUGCUGCUUCUCCUCUGCCGGCCUGGCAGUGAUCCUGUAAUGCACGUUUACUUGUUUCACUUGAGUUUAGGUGCAGGUAGAUUUUUAGAUGCUCUUAUAAAUUUGGGGAGAAAUUAUUUCUUUCCCAAGCUGUGCAGCCUUUUUGAGGGCAGCAAUAAAUCCCUUUUCCUUGGAGGGAUGUAUUUGACCUACCCCUGACUCUUGUACUGGUCUCUGACUUGAGACCUGGAAAGCUUUGGCUGACGGGAGCUGGGAGGAUGCUUUGCGCUUCCAGCGUUCCCCAGCCUUAACCUUGAUGCUUCCAUGUAAGCUCCAAGCCCUUUGGUCCCUCCAGCAGGUUGUACGCUCCUUGGAGGGGCUGGUUCCUCACCGACUCCCUAUAUUAAAAACACACCAACCUUUGUCAGAGGUAAGUGUGGGAGAGAGACAAGCAACGUUGCAUCUGAUACCUCUGGGUGGUCAACUUGGGUUUGGGCUGUAGGGGAGGAGCAGUUGCUGCUAGCAGGCAUGCUGGUCCCAGAGCCUGUUGUCCCGGAGGACACAGGUGGUUUGGCUUUGAUCUUUGAGGAAGGACAAAUCCCACAGAACUCCUAUCCUACAGGUGGUGGCUCCAGCUGUCUCCCCACAAACCAAACCCAGAUCAAGCUAGCCUCAUGCAGACCAUGCACUGCUGGACCAUGUAGUGCCAGCUUGACACUUUCUCACCAAACCCAUGUCCUCGCAAGACAUAGCUGUGCCACAAAGAGCUCUUGUGUUUCAUCCUCUUCAUAGCCCAUCUCUCCAGUUUGCCCAGCUGCUCUUCCCCAGCGUACCUGCAGUCCCACUCAAUACAAGUCCAUCCUCCAUGCUGUGGACUCCAGUAAGCAGAACCAGAUGUUGGGCACC